Messenger RNA from Aegilops tauschii subsp. strangulata, 405 nucleotides. RefSeq lists its product as uncharacterized. The record is from RefSeq and is a predicted model, not a curated record. Lineage: Eukaryota; Viridiplantae; Streptophyta; Magnoliopsida; Poales; Poaceae.
AUGAACUUCCGGGACGUCUUCACGUGCGAGCAGGCGCAGUGCCUCGCCCCUCCGCCUCGUCUCAUCACCGACCAGGACCGUGCGGACCACGUGCGGCAGCAGCGCCGCCUCCUCAUCGCCGAGGAGGACGAGCGAGCCAUGGCGGAGUGGCGCCAUCGCCACCCGGAGGACGUCGCCGCCGAGAACGAGUUCUGGGCAGAGAGGACGGCAAGGCGCCGCGCGGAGCGUGCCGACAAGCGUCGGCGCAAGGCACUGGCCUUAUCGCAGUGCGAUAUCGUCGAGAACGGCGGACAGUCGAUCUUCUCCCCCAACGAUCUGCGUUGGGAUGACAUGUGGCUCGAUACCUCGGACAACACCACCGAGGAUGAUGAUGGUGAUGAUGAUGACGGCUGGGAGUCAUCGUAG